AUGUCGCGGUACGACGUUCUCAAUGAACCCACCGCCGGGGAAAUUGCCGAAAAUUACAAAAAUGUUUUGGGACGUAUGGAUGCCGCCUCCGGAGGACGCCCGGUAACUCUUGUUGCCGUGAGCAAAACAAAAUCCCCAGCGUGCGUACAAGCGCUGUACGAUUGCGGGCACCGGUGUUUUGGGGAAAACUACGUCCAGGAGUUGGUUGAAAAGGCGGGUGUAUUACCGAAGGACAUCCAAUGGCACUUCAUUGGCCACUUGCAGAGCAACAAAGUGAAAGAGCUACUGGAGGGGGUAGAUGGCUUGUACCUCGUGCAGACUGUGGACAGUGAAAAGCUCGCAACCAAGCUGAACAAUGGCUGUGUGACGUAUCGUGGAGGUCGUUCCUUAAAUGUCUACAUCCAAGUCAACACGAGCGGUGAGGAGUCAAAAAGCGGUACAGAGCCGGGGAAUCAGACAGUGGAGCUCGCGCAAUACAUACAAGAGCACUGCAAGCAUCUCAAUGUGGCAGGUGUCAUGACAAUUGGCAUGCCUGACUACACUAGCCGCCCAGAAAAUUUUGAGUGUCUGCUGCAGGUUCGUGAGGCUGUUGCGAGAGCUCUUUCUGUGCCUGCCGAUUCUCUUGCGCUUUCAAUGGGGAUGACUGGUGAUUUUGAGAAUGCGGUAAAAAUGGGUUCGACGAUAGUGCGAGUUGGGACCGCUCUUUUCGGUAAGCGUUACUGCCCACCAAAGUCGCCGCGGAAGGGAACGACAGAUUAG
Molecule: messenger RNA, 759 nt
Organism: Trypanosoma cruzi
Lineage: Eukaryota; Euglenozoa; Kinetoplastea; Trypanosomatida; Trypanosomatidae
Exons: 1
Coding region: 1-759 (252 amino acids)
Cellular component (GO): intracellular anatomical structure
Molecular function (GO): pyridoxal phosphate binding
Source: RefSeq, a predicted model, not a curated record